AAUUUAUAAAUAAAAAUAAAUGUAAAGCCCCUCGUAUCUCGAGCCCUCCAAAAUUUGAAUUCGAUUCGCAAGGAAACCCUACCACUUCCACUACCUUCUAUCCCUAUAUUAUCUCUCCACCUCCAGAUUUUGAGAUUAUACUUCACAUUUUCGGUAACGAAUAAAAAACAAAAUUAAAACCUCAGAAAACCCUCAACCCUUCAUCUCCAAUCCCUUUCUCUACCACCAAUAUCAGGGGAGAAGAGAUGGCGAAGAAGAAAGUAUCCAAUGCUCACCACGAGAAACACGAGGAUACGGUGAAAUCGCAGUCCAUGGACUCGCCGCCGUCUUCCGUCGACUCGGAGAAGAUCGAGAGCCUCAAAUCGCUGAAUCAGAUGCUGCUCAAGGAUGCGGUGGAGCGCCGCCAGCAGGUGGACUCCCUUCUCCAGUCCAAGGGCUCAUUGGAGUUGGAGCUGACUCGGUCGAAAUCGGAGAAGGAGGCUUUGGGGUCCGAGUUGGCUCGGCUUGCUGAGCGGGCUGCGGAACUGGAAGUUGAGAGGAGGGUUGUGGAUGUUUUUGUAGCUGUUCAGGUCGGUGUGAAAGGGGAGGAGUUCGAUUGGAAAAUGAAGGAUUUGGAGACGGAAAUUAGGGAGAAGGAGAGAGAGGUUGAGGGGAGAGAGAGUGAGAUUGUGAGGCUGAAUGGAGCGUUGAGUGAGAGUGAAGGUAAAUUGGGUGUUGAGAGAGAGGCUUCGAGGCGGGUUCGUGUGGAGAGGGAUGUUUUUGAAGGUAAGCUGAAUCAGCAAAUUGAGGAGGGUGCAGGGUUGAGGGCAAAUCUGACUGAAUUGGGGCAUAAAAUGAGGGAAAUCGAGAGGGAGAUUGAAGAGUCACGAACUGCCUACAAUGCUGUUGUGCGUGAGAAGGAAGACAUGGAGGCGCGGAUCAAGUUGCUGAUGGGAGAGAAAGAUUUGUCGGCGAGGGGUUUGAUGGAGUCGAAUAAGCUGAUAGAGAAGAUGAAGGAAGAAAUAAGUGUGAUAGUUAGGGAAAAAGAAGGGGUUGAGAAGGAGAAGAAUGGGGAGAUUGGUAAAAGGCAAGAGUUGGAGAAUGUUGUGAGUGGACUGAAUGAGAUGGUGGCCAGCUUGCAGAAGGAGGAGGCGAAGUUGCAGAAAAUUGUGGCCGAGUUGGAUCAAAAGCACGUUGAGGACGAGGAGAAGCUUAGUCUGCGGGAGAUGGAUAUUGUUCGAUUGGUUGGAGAGAUGAAGUUGAAUGAGGAUAUGAUUAAGAGGUUGGUUGAUGAGAAAGGUGUGAUUGAGAAGGAAUUGAAUGAUGUGCGGAAGAAUUUAGCUGAGCGGAAUCUUGAAAUACAAGGCUUAGCUAAUGAGAAGAUUGUGCUAUUGGAGGAGAAACGUAGAGUGGAGGACCAAGUUGGAGAGUUGGGAAGCCAUGUAAAUAAACUCAAGGCUGCUGUUGUCUUGUUGGAGGGGUCGAUUGUGGAUUAUGUAGACAAAAUUAGGAGCUUAGAAUCUCAAGUUGGGGAAUGUAAGAGUAAGCUUGAGAAGGUUUAUGUUGAAAGGGAUGGAGUGGAACGUUGCCUCGAUGCGGAGAAGCAGAAUGCUCUGAAAUUGAAGGCGAAGAUUGAGGAAUUAGAGAAGAGUAUCGAGGCAAGCCACAGGGCUAGUGGGGAGGAGAAGGCGGAGAAGGCUGCAAUCUUGAGUGAGAAAGUGGAGUUAGAAAGCCAGCGUGGAAUGCUGAGGGAGGAGAUUGCUUCUCUGCGUGAAACCUUGGUUAAAUUGCAGGCUGAAUUUGAUUCGAUGAAGAGUAAGGCGGAGAUAGCAGAGGCCAACUCGGAGCUAGCGCUGAAUAUGUUGAAGCGCACAUCGUCAUUCUGCUCCAAAGAAGAGUGUGAUGAUGACAACGUGCAUGUUGAUGGCGGGGUGCUGAAGGUGCACGCGAAGGAAAUGGAGAUGAUAAAGAGUGCUUUCAAGAGCCGAGCUGCGAAAGUGGAGGACAUGAAGAGGCAGUUGGAGGUGCUGCGGAGCUGUGUGGUGGACGAGCAGAAGAAGAAGAGCUUUUGGACUUUGUUGUCCUCGGCCACCACGAUCUUCGCUGUGGCGGUGUCUCUUGCUGCAUAUGUUGCUCGAAGCCAUUGAAACGCUGUCGUCUUGGGGAUUAGUGUUGGAGUCUUGAGCUGAGUUUUGAUGAUGCUAACAGGUGAACAAGAGAGACUAUGGCGUAGUGUAGUAGUUGCAACAUUUUCGUUUAUGAACAAAAUAAGCAAAAGCUUGAUGCUGAUGGCAAAUGUUGAUGCAAAUGGUAGUGUAGAGUAGAUGAGUAACAACUCUUUGCUUUCAUCUCCUUGUAUGCACUUACUCUUUCUCUAUAGUGAUGCCUCAUAAUUUCGUUUCA
Messenger RNA from Salvia miltiorrhiza (redroot sage), 2382 nucleotides. RefSeq lists its product as uncharacterized. The record is from RefSeq and is a predicted model, not a curated record. The coding region runs from base 246 to 2126 and encodes 626 amino acids. NCBI's taxonomy places the organism in Eukaryota, Viridiplantae, Streptophyta, Magnoliopsida, Lamiales, Lamiaceae. The transcript has a single exon.